CACUACAAUCAAACACAGACAAUAUUAUCAACACCCAAUAAUAAUAAUCAUAAAAAUAAAAAAAAAAUAUGUCAGCAACAACAACGAGAAGAACAACAACAGAACAACAAGAAGACUGUGAUGACUUGGAUCUUCUUCUUUCGCUUGAUGAUCGGGUUCUCGAAACCCCGCCUUCUUCCCCUCCAGGAUACCUAUCUGAUGAUGGAUCAACCAGGCAGAGGGGACAAGCAAACAUGUCUGUCUUCAGGACUGCUGUUGAAGAUUGUCUUGAUUACAAGCCUGAAACCUCCAAGAAGAAUCCCAUUUCUAGCCGUGGGAAGACCUCAAAUAAUGAUGAGAAUGUUGAAAAGUUCUCGGGUUUGAGAAUCCGGAACCAGUUGGUGUCACGGGAAGAAUUGAGUGAUCGCUUUGCAGAUAUUCGUUUUGUUCGCUUAUCAACAAUAAAGAAUCUUAUAUCAGGGGAUACACUUUCUGGUUGUUGGGCAACUGCGGGAGUUUUAUGUGGAAAGGGUGAAAAAAGGAUGAGUACUACAGGAAAGCCCUACUCGAUAUGGGAGAUAGGGUGUUUAAAUGAGAAAACCAUUUCUCUUUUCUUGUUUGGAAAUGCCUAUCAGAAGAACUGCAAUGAAGAAGUUGGAACAGUAUAUGCCCUCUUUAAUUGCAAUGCCAGGAUGAACCCAAAAUCGAAAGAAGGGUUUACUUUGACUGUUUUUUCUGCUCCACAAAUGUUAAAAAUGGGAACUUCUGCCGAUUUUGGACGCUGCAAGUCUUGUUCAUUAGUUAUCAACAAGCGUUCGGGAAUAUACUGCAAGUCCCAUAAAAAGAAUGCAUCAGAAAAAUAUUCAAGUAAAAGAGCGGAGUUCAUGGGAGGGAAUCUAAGGACAGCCUUCAACUUCAGAGAUAAAAUGCAAUCAGAAGGCAUCUACAUGGUUGACAACCAGAAAAAUGUAGCAAAGCCUGGACAGCCAAAGAAAGUUCUGUCCGUGGAGGGAUUACGAAAGGCGUUAAGUAAUGCAGGAAAUGUGACAAAUAAUGCUUACUCGCAAGGCAUAAGAUUUCUAUCUGAAGUUGCAGGGAAACCAAAUGCAAGUCUUAACCAACCAAAUAAGAGCUCAGAUAAAAGAAAAUCAUCGGUUGUGGGGUCAAACAUGCCUGAAGUCAAAACAAGUCAACAAGUUAAUGCAAAGAGAGUAAAAAUUGAGAAAGGUCAAACGUCUGCAGAAAAAGUCAAACAAGGUUCAGGCAAGAUGGUUGAGUUAGAACUUAUUAGUUCAGAUGAUGAGUUUUAAGUCUUUAUUUAUACAUGGUAUUUCAAAAGCUUAUUAUCAAGUAUUGUAGUCCAUUGGAGAACAAGAGAUCCAACAUGAAGUUUUUGUAUCGUUGGAGCUGAUAAAACUGCAAAUUUUAAUUUGCAUUC
Erigeron canadensis is the source of this 1417-nucleotide messenger RNA. Its product is annotated as protein MCM10 homolog. Gene Ontology annotation, molecular function: single-stranded DNA binding; DNA replication origin binding. The transcript is spliced from 11 exons. The coding region runs from base 69 to 1289 and encodes 406 amino acids. Lineage: Eukaryota; Viridiplantae; Streptophyta; Magnoliopsida; Asterales; Asteraceae. Gene Ontology annotation, cellular component: nucleus; replication fork protection complex. The record is from RefSeq and is a predicted model, not a curated record. Gene Ontology annotation, biological process: DNA replication initiation; DNA replication.